GGGGGCAGGGCUCCGGAGGGUGGGGAUGGGCCCGGAUGGGGCGGCUCCAGCGCUGUUGGGGGACAGAGCCGCCCUUGGCCCCGUCUCCAGACCCGAUGGAGGAGGAGGAAGACGAGAUGGAGGAGCAGGAGGGGAGCUCUCAGUCUGAGGGACUCGGACUGGUGAUCUCCAUGGAUGGGGAUUCAUCACAGUCCCCUUCUCCACCAAAGUGGGACUCUCCCGUUCCUCUGGCCGGGCAGCCCGAGCUGCAGCAGGAGGAAGAGGAACCAGAGGACGAGGAGGAAGACCAGGAGUUCCAGGUGCAGACGUUGAGGAUCCCAGCAGAUGGGGAUUCACUGGACUCUGCCGCUUUCCCAGAGGAGCUGUCGGAGGAGGAGGGAGAUGAGGAGGAAGAGGAGCUGGUAAUCAGAAGGGUGAAGGCAGAGGAGGAAGAGGACCAAGAGUUUGAGCUGGAGUCGGAGGCACGCCAGGGCUCGCUGCCCACGGAGGAGCCAGUGGUGGAUUCGGAAGUGCGGGUGGAGACCAAACUCGAGGGGCAGAAGCUGAGGAUCCCAGUGGAGGGGAAUUCGCCCGUCCUGCAACUGAUGGCGUCCCCGGGGGGUGGGGGCAGAGCAAGGGCACCGAUGCCGGAGCGCUCCAACACCUGCGUGGAGUGCGGCAAGAGCUUCAGCCGUCGCUCCAAUCUGGUGAAGCACCAGAUCAUCCAUACCGGCGAGAAGCCCUUCUCGUGUGGGGAGUGUGGACGCAGCUUCACCCAGAGCUCUGCCCUUACCAAGCACCAGCGCACCCACACCGGGGAGCGCCCCUAUGUCUGCGGGGAGUGCGGCAAGGCCUUCACCGCCAGCUCCAACCUGCUGCAGCACCAGCGUUUCCACACAGGGGAGCGCCCCUAUGUCUGCGGCGAGUGCGGCAAGGCUUUCAGCCAGAGCUCCAAUUACAAUCUGCACCGGCGCACACACACCGGCGUCACCCCCUACCAGUGCGGUGUCUGCGGCAAGCGCUUCACGGGCAGCUCCUGCCUGGCGCGCCACCGGCGCACCCACACCGGCGAAAAGCCCUACCAGUGCUCCGAGUGCGGCAAGCGCUUUUCUGGCAGCUCCACCCUGGUCAACCACCGGCGCACCCACACCGGCGAAAAGCCCUAUGGCUGUGCGGAGUGUGGCAAGGCCUUCACCCACCAUUCCAACUUGGUGGACCACUGGCGUGUCCACACCGGCGAGAAGCCCUACGUCUGCGCUGAGUGCGGCAAGAGCUUCCGGCUCAGCUCCCACAUCAUCCGGCACCGGCGCACCCAUGCCAAUGCCGGCGCUGCCAAUGCCAAUGGGGCUGACCGCCUGCGCCCCAACGCCUGCGCCGUGUGCGGCAAGACCUUCAGCAACAGCUCCAACCUGAAGAAGCACCAGACCACCCACACCGGGGAGAAGCCCCACGGAUGCCCCCAGUGUGGCAAGCGCUUCAGCCACAGCUCCAACCUGCGAAAGCACGAGCGCACCCACACCGGCGAGCGCCCCUUCCGCUGCCCCGAGUGCGGCAAGAGCUUCCGCGAGAGCUCCAAGCUGCUCCGCCACCAGAACACCCACGGCCGCGAGCGCCCCUUCCGCUGCGCCGAGUGUGGCAAGGCCUUCGGCGACGUGGCCCGGUGUCUGCGGCACCAGGCCCGGCACACGGCGCGGGCCUACGCCUGCGGGGAGUGUGGCAAGAGCUUCCGCCAGAGCUCCACCCUGCUGCUGCACCAGCGCGUCCACACCGGAGAGAAGCCCUUCACCUGCCCCGACUGCGGCAAGAGCUUCAGCGUCAACGCCAACCUGGCGCAGCACCGGCGCACCCACACCGGCGAACGCCCCUUCCCCUGCGCCCAGUGUGGGAAGCGCUUCACCCAGAAAGCCACCCUGGUCAAGCAUCAGCGCACCCACCGGCGCGGCGAGGGGGCUGGUGACGCUGCAGGGCCCAGGCUGGUGCAGCACCGGCGGUUCCUCCCGGAGCAGGGCCCUUCACCUGGCCAGAUGUGGGCAAUGCUGCGGCUGCAGCUGGGCGCCCGCUCGCCUGCCCCGGGGCCACAGUGGAGGACUGGGGACGUGCCUAUGGGCUGAGAAAGGAGGGGGAUGUUGGCAUGGGGCGGGAACAUAGGCUCCUAUGGAGAGACCCCUUAGCCUGCCAGGAGAGAGCAUUACAGGACUUCAGGGGGGCCACCGUCCCUGAGAGAAAUGUCAAGGCCUCUGGGGGAGGCUGUGUGUGGGAGAGCGACAGUGAUCUUUGCCAGGGAGACGCUCGCCUGAGAGAUACCGGGGAGAGGCUGCAGGCUCCGUUUCUCUUUUAUUGGUAUUAUUUGUACUAUGGUGGCACUUAGAGACUCAAGGCUGGAGGACGGGCUGCCUCAGGGGGCAGGGAAUGGGACAUGGGGCCUUUCCCCUCUAGGGGGCACCAGCUUUGAGCUAGCCACAGGAUGGAGGGACUGGCUGGCUCAGAGGUUGGAGAAUGGGACAUGGGGCCUGUCCCCCCGGUCACUUCAAAUGUCCUUGGUUUUCUUCACAAAUGUUAAAGAGACCUUCCAUGCCCGCCUAGCCCCCCAGAGACCAGUUCCUUAAUCGCCUUUAUGGAUGGACAGACGGACACUUCCAUGCAGGAGGGGAGAGUCUAUUUCCUUCUCCCCAGUGGCGCCUCUAGCACCCGGCUCCUCUCUUCGCAACGCAUGGAGCUCGCUGGUAGCCGGGGACGUCCCAUCCUGGCUCCCAAGCAGCCGGAGAAGCUCCCUAGGGUCUCGCCUCCAUCUUGGCUCUCUGCUUUCUCAGUGGGUGAUCAGGGUCUGUUGUCUGGAUGCAAUAAAGAAACUGCCCCAA
Molecule: messenger RNA, 2837 nt
Organism: Chrysemys picta bellii (western painted turtle)
Lineage: Eukaryota; Metazoa; Chordata; Testudines; Emydidae
Source: RefSeq, a predicted model, not a curated record